Messenger RNA from Cyclocybe aegerita, 1206 nucleotides. The record is from the annotation of a GenBank genome assembly. Lineage: Eukaryota; Fungi; Basidiomycota; Agaricomycetes; Agaricales; Hemipholiotaceae.
AUGCAUCAAGGAGCACGUGAUACAAAAUUCUGUUCAAUUUUAAUCUUCAACGUCACCGUGGUCAACCAUUAUCUUCUCGACGAAAUGUUGGCCUGCCGCUCGUUCUCUAGUGUCACUCAAAACACCUUGAAGCGUGUAAACCCCAUAAGACGUUUCGCGUCAGCUCCCCCGACAGCUGCAUUCGCUGGCCAGAAAGGCAGCAACGGGAAAUAUACUGUCACUCUAAUUCCGGGAGAUGGCAUUGGACCUGAAAUCAGCGAAUCUAUCAAAAAUAUUUACGCUGCCGCUAAUGUGCCAAUUCAAUGGGAGGAAGUCAGUGUAACUCCCAUUCUCAAGGGAGGAAAGACUGUGAUUCCGGACACCGCAAUUCAGUCCGUGAAGCGCAACACAGUCGCACUUAAAGGUCCCCUUGCAACUCCUAUUGGAAAGGGCCACGUUUCGUUGAAUUUGACCCUCCGACGAACUUUCAAUCUCUUUGCCAAUGUUCGACCUUGCGCCUCGAUCAAAGGUUUCAAAACACCCUACGAUGACGUCAACACGGUUCUCAUUCGUGAAAACACGGAGGGGGAGUAUUCUGGUAUCGAGCACGAGGUCAUCGAUGGUGUUGUGCAAUCCAUCAAGCUUAUUACUUGGGAUGCUUCUGAACGUGUCGCACGUUAUGCUUUCCAUUACGCUCAGUCCAGCGGACGAAAGCGCGUCACCGCAGUGCACAAGGCCAAUAUCAUGAAAAUGUCCGACGGCAUGUUUUUGUCUGCCUGUCGUGAAGUCUCGAAGGAGUUCCCUGAUGUUGCUUAUGACGAGGAUUUACUUGACCGCGUCUGUCUCCAGAUUGUCACUAACCCCAAACCUUACUCUGACCGUGUGAUGGUCAUGCCCAACUUGUACGGCGACAUCUUGUCCGAUAUGUGUGCCGGAUUGAUUGGCGGGCUGGGCCUCACCCCUUCUGGCAAUAUUGGUCGUGAUGCUUCCAUCUUCGAAGCUGUUCAUGGGUCAGCACCUGACAUUGCAGGCAAAGGCCUGGCUAACCCAACGGCGCUCCUCUUAUCUUCCCUUAUGAUGUUGAGGCACAUGAACCUCAAUGAAUAUGCGGACAAGAUUGAGAAGGCCGCGUUGACGACUAUCGCUGAGGGCAAGACGAUCACCGGCGAUUUAGGGGGCAAGGCAACCACCAAGGAAUAUACCAACGCCAUCGUCCAAAAGCUUUAG